Messenger RNA from Xenia sp. Carnegie-2017, 2521 nucleotides. RefSeq names its product GTP-binding protein 2-like. Gene Ontology annotation, molecular function: translation elongation factor activity; GTPase activity; GTP binding. The transcript has 11 exons. The coding region runs from base 217 to 1914 and encodes 565 amino acids. Gene Ontology annotation, biological process: translational elongation. NCBI's taxonomy places the organism in Eukaryota, Metazoa, Cnidaria, Anthozoa, Malacalcyonacea, Xeniidae. The record is from RefSeq and is a predicted model, not a curated record.
UAAUUUCAUUUUUGUUUACUUUCCUUUAUUGUGCGAUUUUUGGACUGUUUUGCACAAUUUUGGCACUUGUUGCGCCAGCAAAUAUCUGACGAAAUGUCGGAGCAAUUCUGCAGUUUUUGUAUGGAAUUGAUUUAAGUGGAUCUUUUAGAAACUGUAGAAAUUAGGAAUGUUUAUUGCUUUAAGGAAGGCGAAUGUUGAAUCUGUGGUUCGCUUAAAAUGGCGUAUCUUUUAGACGUUAGCGAAGGUGGAAUUUCAAACUUUUUUUCAAAUGGAGACAAUGUUAACAGAAGCCGUUGCUUACCGCCAGAGGUGGAAGUCGGAAAUGUUGAAUACAAGCUAAAACUUGUGAAUCCAACCAAAGCACGCUUAGAACAACUGGUUACCCAAUUAAAAUGGCGGUUACAGGAAGGAUUGGGAGAAGCCAUAUAUGAGAUUGGAGUUGAAGACAAUGGUAUGUUGGCAGGUCUCACUCAAUAUGAGAUGGAUUUGUCAUUAGAGACCUUAAAAACAAUGGCUGCAAGACUUGGCUCUGAGGCUACUGUUUUAAGAGAACAUCUUGUUGAAGGUUGCAAAGAAGAUGAAAAUGAGAGAGUAGUUACUGAAGUUCUUGUGCGCAAAAUUUCUGAUGAUGAACAGAUGAUAGAUAUACGGUUAGCAGUCAUUGGUAAUGUUGAUGUUGGUAAAAGUACUUUAGUUGGUGUUCUCACACAAGGAGAGUUAGAUAAUGGCCGUGGUCGGGCUCGUCUUAAUCUCUUUAGACAUCUUCAUGAAAUUGAGUCUGGACGAACUUCCAGUAUCAGUCAUGAAAUUCUUGGAUUCAACAGCAAAGGAGAGGUUGUCAACUACAGCGAUUCCGGUAGUGCUGAAGAAAUUUGUGAAAUGUCAUCAAAGAUCAUCACUUUUCUUGACUUGGCUGGACAUCAGAAGUAUCUGAAGACAACAAUCUUUGGUCUUACUGGGCACAUACCUGACUUUGCAAUGCUUGUUAUUGCUGCAAAUACUGGAGUAGUUGGAACAUCACGCGAACAUCUUGGUCUAUGUAUUGCUAUGGACGUCCCAAUGUUUAUUGUCGUUAAUAAGACAGACACUUGUACAGCUGCAAUGACCGAGCAAACCAUCAAGGGACUUGAAAGAGUUCUCAAAAGUCCCGGGUGCAAAAAGAUGCCUCUAAGAGUUUCGAAUUCUGAGGAUGCGGUUACUGCUGCUACGAAUCUUGUUUCGAACAGGAUUACUCCAAUAUUCACAGUAUCCAGCGUCACUGGCGAUGACUUGGAUUUAUUAAAGAAGUUUCUCAAUAUAAUUCCACCUCGUCAGAGUCAGGAGGAACAGGAAAAAUUAAUGCAAGAAAAACCAGAGUAUUUUGUUGACGAAACAUUCAAUGUACCAAACAUUGGGAUAGUUUUGGGUGGUACGUUGAUGAGAGGUCUGAUACGUGAAGGUGACAUAAUGAUGUUAGGGCCAUCGGAACGAGGUGAUUUUACGGAGACACGCGUGGUAUCCAUUAGAAGAAAUCGCGUGCCUUGUCAUUAUAUCAAAGCUGGACAAUCCGCUACGUUAGCGCUCUCUUACGUUGAAAAAAUGUCCAUUCGACGUGGAAUGGCGUUGCUCUCCCCUGAUGCUUCACUGGAAUGUUUUUCUGCUGUAGAAGCUCGCCUUUUCUUGCUCUUUCAUACGAGCGAGCUGUCAGAGCGCUUUCAAGGAACUUUACAUGUCGGUAAAGUUGUUCAAACUGUAACUAUUGAUAAGAUUUCCCAGCGUGUAAAAACUGGUCAAUGGACGACCGUUACAUUCAAGUUUCUCAGAAAUCCAGAAUUUGUUCGUGUCGGCACAAAGAUAUUCUUUCGUCAAGGGCGAACUAGGGCGAUGGGAAGCAUUCUUAGAACAUUUCCAUUUGAGGUUAAUGUAGAAAGAUGAAUUCUACAAUUGAAACAAGGCGAGGAAUUUAGUGAUGUAUCAAGAUAUAAUUUCAAGGAAAAUUUUUUAUGUGUCUGUUUGACUAUCUACAACAACAACGGUCAAGGAAAACGUUGAUCAAAUCGAUGAAGUAAUUCUUAGUAAUGAAAUUUUCUUUUAGCUUUGAUUUUUAUGCAUGUCGUUAAAAUUGGUUUGAAUAUUGAAAUUAUAAUUUUAUGUUUUUCGUUAUCCUUGACGUUUUCCCUCUAGAUAAUAAGAUUAACUUCUUGCAAUUUUCGUUUGGUCCUUAGAAUAUUUUUUUCGUGUAUUUUAAAAUAUUAUUGCUUUUUUUACCUUUUGAUUGUAAGUAAUGUAAACUUCAUCUUUGCCAACACCAUCAUUAACUGCCUUCGUUGGGAGUCUCAGGCCCUGUGGGUUCCAGGAGAGAAUAGACCCAAUGUUGCAACGCAGUAUUUGUAAAUAUUAAAAUAACUGGUUCAAUAUAUAAGUUAGCUGUGCAUUUUUGUAAUAAUUGUUUAAUAAUUGGUUAAAAUGUAAUACUUGGUAUAUAAAUAGUGUAAUUAUGUAUUAUGUAAAAAGUAUCAAUAAUUGGUAAUUUUUUUAUGCA